Molecule: messenger RNA, 21555 nt
Organism: Spirometra erinaceieuropaei
Lineage: Eukaryota; Metazoa; Platyhelminthes; Cestoda; Diphyllobothriidea; Diphyllobothriidae
Source: the annotation of a GenBank genome assembly
AUGGUGGGAUUUCCGGGUCGGCGGCUGGAAGGUCCACUAACGGAUUCCGACAGAAGGGUCCUUCGCAGCGGCGCUCUUUGCUGCGGCAUUCCAGCACUCCUACUAUUCCUUUUUGGUCUAAUCCUGUUGACCACCGGCAUUGUUUUCAUCGUACAAGGACGAAAUUCGGGCGAAUUCAUCUCGUACGUUUUUGUCCUAAUGUUCUUUAUAUGGCUGCUUUGGUGCCUUUAUUUGAGUAUGAUUUGCCUAUGGCUCUCGAGCGUAAAUGAGUUUUGGCAGACUUUAUACGGGAUCACUGGGGCUUUUUAAGUACUGAUUUUGCAUUUUAAGCAAGUCGCAAAGUUCGGAGUUGGUAGAGAAAAAAGUAAGCUUCCAACUCUCCCUUUUAGACGGUAUGACCGAAGCGCGGGACGUUUAUCAGAUAAAAUGCCCAUUGCCAAUAGAAGAGAAGAGACGAGUCCCAGGAAGCAGUCGUGAAGAAGGAGACACGAUUUCCAGGAAAAGAGCUUUAUUCGCCUGACGUUUCGGAUUUCUGCACGAACCCAUCAUCAGAGACAAAAGCAGAUACGGAUGGUUCAUGCACAAGGGAUUGCAGUAUUUAUAGGAUGCAGUCGCCAUGCUACCGCAUACCUAUGAACAUUCACGGCUCUCACAUUUAUAAGAGGUCCUUGCACUUGAUGUGCUGACUGUUUGAUGGCCGAUAUCCGCGUCGUUAAUUACUGUAGUUUCAUCACCUGUGUUGGAUGUUGGUGUGAUGAUUGCUCGACUAUUUGGCCUACCGACCCUGGCAUUGGGAGCAGUGUUCAACUGGGCGCUCCGCGCGGGGCUUAUAACUCCGCCCAGGCGAGGUCUCAGCACUGAGUAUGGAAGGGGAAGGUCGUCGCACUUGUCAGUGAACCAUGAUUCAAGCAGCUCGCGGCUCACGCGGUUGUCACCUCUAGCGAGAAUUUCGACCUCGUCGAACUUGAAUUUGUGGCCGGAUCUCGUCGAAUGAGCCGCAACACGAAAGCUGGCGUCAUUCCUCCGCAUUGUUGCAACUUGUUCGGCCAUUCGCGUUCGGAGCAGUUUCUCUGUUUGUUUGACGUAGUUUCUUUGUCCGCAACUGCACCAUGACCGAUAAACGACUCCCGACGUUUCUUGCCGUGACAGCGGGUCUUUCGGUUUCAUUAACUGACGCAUGAUGGUUGUCUCCGGUCUGUUUGCAACUCCAACUCCAAGUGGUCGAGAUAGUGGCCGACAGUUUCCGAAACGUUCCUGACAUACGGAAGCGCUCACCAAAAUUUGGUGUCCUAGCGGUUAGGCCUUUCGUCCCUUUUGCGUAUGCACCGGUUGACAAAGUUGCGCGUGUAGCCAUUGUUUUUGAUGACCCGUCGGAGGUAUUGUAGUUCGGCAAUCUUGCCUUCUGGCUCACUGCAGUGCGUUUCAACAUGCCGAUAGGGCGUCCUUACACAAAUGCGUUUGUGACUGAUUGGGUGGUUGCUAUUGAAGUCCAGUACUUGCAUCGUAUUUGUCGCCUUCCUGAGCAGUUUGGUCUUUUAGCCACCACAAUCCUUUCGGCAUGCGAGGACAUCUAGGAAGGCCAGCUGGUUGUUCUCUUCCUCCUCGAUUGUAAAUUGUAUGUCUGGGAAGACCGCAGUGAGACGUUUUUUGAAUGUCAGCGGUUGCUACCGGUCGAUAACGACGGAAACAUCAUCCGCACACCGAGCACGUAUCUGCCAUUGUCUCUGAUGGGGAGUUUGAGCAGAAAUUAAAGACGUCGAGCGAAUAAGGCCCUUGUCCCAGCGAUCGUGCCUCCUUCUUCACAAAUAUCUACAUCGCUUUUCUUUAACGCAGUUAGGUCAGUUAAUCCUCAAGUUGUAUCAUGCGUUUUUUAUUUAAAUAGAUGUUUAUCGGAUGUAUGUAAAAGCUAUCCGUUAGUUGAGAAUGCUAUCCCGUGAAACGCCUUUGACUUUUCUGCGGAAAUGUUGGGUUGUGCGACGGCUGCGAGAGGUGGAUGUAGAGUGGGUACUUGCGGUACACGUUUUCCAGGGCAUCGACUGACUCUGUCACAUUAGACAUAUGCUGAACAGUUAGGCUCCAUUGAGUGCACUUGGAGUCGGGAAAGUGACAUAAUACAGCUGCCAGUUUGUCGUUACUCACUCUAUUAAGAACUGCCGCUAAAUCUAGUUCGAGCCAACAUAAAUGUGACCCCAAACUACUCCCUACUUUCCAGUACAGGGGUGGGAAACUGUAUAUCGAAGAUUUCAUUUAUUUCAUAUCUUCUGUCGUCCUGCUGGCCCUUAAUUCAACAUAAUGGUUGCAAGUGCCUGAGUACACAUCUACCCGCAAGUUUACGAACUGCCGAAUGCGAAGUCGCACUGUAGUGACAGAAGAGGAUGCCCCUUAUCAGAAGAUGAAGAUGCGAUCACUGGAACAAGAGGUUUAUUUGCCUGACGUUUCGGAUUCUCACUCGAAUCCAUCAUCAGAGACAUUCGCAGAUGGAGGUGAAGGUGGCACCAGGAGUGCAGUAUUUAUAGCACGUGGCUGCCGUAGGACCGUAUGCGCACUGCAAUCAACAGUUCUCACAAUCGCCGCUGGGGUCGUAAUUGAUGCGGCGGUGGCUUGGCGGUCCGAGUCCGAGUUGUUAAUUGCCGCGAUUUCGUCAUCCGUGCUCGAUGCUGGUGUGACGAUUGCUCGGCAAACUGGCUCACUGUCACCGUGAUAAUGGCUCACCCGCGCCCUCCCCACGUGACUGAUUCUCCUGCCCAGGGAAAAUCGCAAUACGGAAUAGGGCACCGGGAGGUCAUUGUGUUUGUUGAUUGAUUGCGGGCCUGAGAACCAUGACUCGAGCAGCUCGCGGCUCACGCGGUUGUCACCCCUUGCGAGGAUUUCGGCCUCUUGAAAUUUGAAAAUAUGGCCGAGUCCCGUCGAGUGUGCCGCCACCUGAGAGUUAGCGUCUCCCCGCCUCACUGCUGCUGCGUGCUCGGCAAGUCUCGUACGGAGUAAUCUCCCAGUUUCUCCGACAUAAUUGCUUUGUCCGCAACUACACCAGAUCCGGUAAACGACUCCAGACGUUUCCUGCCGUGGCAGCGGGUCUUUUGGUCUCAUUACUUGGCGCCUAAUGGUUGCUUCCGGCCUGUGUGCAACCCCAACUCCAAGUGGAGUGAGAAGACGACUGACGGCUUCCGAGACGUUCUUCACGUACGGAAGAGCCCGCCAAAAUUUGGGGCUAGUUGGAUUUGGUCUUUGGUGUCCUUUUCGUAUGCAGUGGUUGACAAAGUUGCGCGGGUAGCCAUUGGCUCUCAUUACCCGUCGAAGAUAUUGUAAUUCAGCAACCUUGUCUUCCAUUUCACUGCAGUGCGUCUCAACACGCCCUUACGCAACUGCGUUUGUGACUGAUCGGGUGGUUGCUAUUGAAGUUCAGUAUUUGCGUCGUAUUUGUCGCUUUCCUGAACACUUUGGUUUUUAGGCCACCACAAUCUUUGCGGCAGACGAGGACAUCCAGGAAGGACAGCUGACUGUUUUCCUCCUCCUCCAUCGUAAAUUGAAUGUCCGGGAAGACGGCGUUGAGUUGUUCUUUGAAAGUCAGCACCUGAUCCCGUUCGAUGACGACGAAGGUGUCAUCCACAUACCGAGCCCAGAAUUUCGGUCUGUGGUGUCGGAAAACCAGCGACUCCAGCCGUUGAAGGACCGCCUCGGCUAUGAGUCCCGAAAUCGGUGAACCCAUUGGCGUUCCCUUCACCUGCUCGUAGAUUGUUCCGUCGAAUGUAAAGUACGUCUUGAGACAGAACUUCAGGAGCUGGAUGAUUUGGGCGUGUCCGAGGCGAUUCUCCGUUUCGUCGUACUUCUCUCGUAGGAGUAGUUCGAUUGUCUCGACUGCCAGGUCCUGUGGGAUAGAAGUAAAAAGGGACGUGACAUCAAAGGAAACCAUGAUAUCGCUUGCCAAGCGAACUGCCGAAUGCGAAGUGACACUGUAGUGACAGAAGAGGAUGCCUCUUAUCUCAACAUGAUCAUCUAUUCGUAAUUCACCAGGCCCGCGCGGAUGUCAUUGGCGCCCAGGAACGGUUGCCGCACUGCCCGUUUGCAUGCUUAGCCAAUGUCAUGAGGUCUGCAGUGACCCUCAGCGUAGUCCGACUCUCCUCGACCAGUGAUUCCGCUAGCAACACAUAACAACUGUUCGCUUGUCCAUAGCUCGUAUUAAUCAUUCGGCCGCUUUGCACGACCUCGCAAAUGAUCACCUAAGGCCUCCGUCUGUCAAUGGAGGACGACGCCAUUCCGAAAUGAGUCAGCGGCCAGACGGGUUCACACGGAGUUCAUGUUAUCGUAAAUAGACUCUCUGCGCCGUUUCAUCUAGUGAAUGAUCGCACAAACCAGAGCUCGGGUAUUGGCCUUCAUAUCCAGGUGGGGACCGUACACCCAGUGACCUGUCUCAGUGUCAGUGAAUAAAAUCUACUUUUUAUUUUAAUGUUAUAAUAAACCACUUGUUGAGAAGUCGGCCUCUGGGUGAGAAAAUGGGAUGUAACAAAGAGAGAAAUACAGUUAGAUUCUGAAGACUUUACAACCUCAUUUGCUUAGGCAAUAAAGUACCAUGCAUAAACAGUCGUUAAUCCAGGAUCACAAGAGCGAAAUCGACACAAACAUUUUUAUAUCAAAUUUUGUACACUGCAGUUGGAUCCCGCUUUCUAUAGCAGACUGUUAUUGUCAUCUUAGUGACUAAACUGCCCUGCGGACAAUCCAGGACGUGAUCUGAAUCCUUAUCAAUCAUUUUUUCCUUCCUUCAGAAAGGAUAAAACAACUGGCAUCCCACUUACCGCAUUUGGUGUCUUCUUCAUACUUGCUUCCGCCAUUUUUUCUACUCGGACAAUGUGCUUGUUAGCAAUCCUAAAGAACUCAAAAGAAUCGUCUGCAAUCGUAGAGACAGAUCUUUCAAACGUAAGUCACUUGUGGUUUUAGCAAGUCCUCCUGCACCAGUCCAAUUUUCGUAGAAUUAUGAAGGAGAUUUUUAUCUUUUGGAUAAGCUUAUUUCAUUUAAAACACCCGUGUCCGUACUUGCUAAUGCAACCUGCUUAAAAAAUCAAAGUAUAUCUGGACCAAUCAAAACAACCUAUUUGUAUAACACCGUAAUUGCCGCAAAGUUCGGAAAACCGGAACUAUUACUCACAAGGGCGAAUGGGAAAUAACAGUCCACUUCUGAAACACCUGUCCCCGUUGGUCUGCCGAAUCGGUGGUGCAGAUGCGUGUCCAGCCAGCCAAUUAGAUUAGCGCCUGACCAGGUGGGUCAGAUUCACUCCUUGCCGGUUUCUGUCAAACGCAAGUAAUUCAGCGAAAUUCCAUUGUUCGCUUAUGUAACCUGGCCGCCCAAUCUGUUUUUAAAGGUCAGACCACAGGAUAAUAUAAAUCCGUGGUUAUCUGACGUCUCUUAGCUCGCAACCAUCUAAACAUAGGGUGGUUGCCUGUAGAUGCGCAGACAUUUUGAUGUUUGAACGACCUUUCUCAAUGCGAGUAUAACAAUAAAUUAAUGUCCUUCUGUUAUAGCAACCUCCUGUCACUGCUCGAUGUAAAUUCCAUGCCUUAAGAAUAGCAUCCAAAGUCGUUAAAAGUGCCCAUAAAGCUGGAUUUUCGGACCGAUCUGACCAGAAAAUACAGGCGACAAAGACAGCUUUUGUGUAUUUCAGAGCGUUGACUGGUAAUACACAUUAGAAUGAUAACACGGUAGCACCAUCGACAUUUAGCCGCGUUAAGCUGCCGACAUUCAAAUAAAUAGGUUGGUAUGUUCACGUCUAGUCAGCACGUUGGGCAUGACAAGACAGGGUUUGCGGAUGGCCUUGAGAAAGUCACGCCCGGUUUGUUUCUGUCUACCGUAUGUGCACUUAAAUGAAGAACUUGAGCGAAUAAAACGGGAAUGGCCGAGUACCCACCGUAAAUGUUUUCAGAAAUACGAAAAAAAUGUGAAAAAUAAUUUGAGGAUGACGUUUAGACCAGUUUAUUUUGACGACCGGCUCAAGGUUUCCAGGACCAUAGACUACUGCUGAACGGACAAACGCUUUGGCAAUGAAUAAGUGCACUAGGUGCCUGCAUUCUUAAAGACCAGCGCUUCACGAAUCUGGUGAUUAACUGACCCUUAAGGUAGUCAGCGGAUGCAGGCAGCCAGCAUAAUUUGGGCAACGCACUAGCGAGAACCAAGUUUUAACUCCUUCUCGUGUUAAUUCUGGAGGUCAUAUUUUAGAAAAAGUCAAAAAACUAUGCGCUUCCCUUUAUAACAUGAGUUGGUUCUCUUCGUAGAACAUCAAGUUGCAUAAAAAGGGAACCUCGCGGUUACUUUUCGCUCGUCGCAUAGGAUUUCUUAUUGAGACACUUGUAAAUAUCCGUCAAAGGUUAAGACUUUUAUUACGAAAAAACCGGCCAGAAGAAGACUCGAUCUUUACACUGCCAGUGCCUAUAAGGAUGUGCUUUUCGUCUUGUAGCAGAAACUCAUAAAAUAUCAAAGAAUUACUACAGAUAGAUAGCCACGUGCGUAGUUCCGCUGUAUUUUCGAUCUUCAUAGCCGAUAGGUCAUUUGUCAUGUUAGAAAGCUGCAAUAUCCAGGUCAGUAUAUAAAGAUUCCGCGUCCGAAUACCGGAACUUCGAAGCACAGUAAACAGACCCCAGCCACCUGAUGUACGGGACCGGUGGUAAUUGGGGUCUUUGGAGGUGGAGCCGGUUAAUGCACAGGCAACGAGAUCAAGUAGUCGUGUACAAAAGAAAAGCUAUUAGGAAUGCGCGGUUCUGCCUACCUCCUAACCUCUAACCCUAACCCCUGACCAUAACCCCUAGCCACGACUCCAACUGUAUUGUGUCCAUCAGGUGGGGCUACGUAAACACACCUUACAUUCAUUCUGUUCGCCAGUUGCAAGCCGCCGAUACUGCAUGUUCCAAGUAUGUCAAAUGUGAUGCACUUGUCAGAACACUGCAACCUCACUUACUCAUGACAGAGUAACAUGUGCUACGUCUGGGCGUAUUUGAGGUAUUUGCCAAAAAAGUAGGUGGGGGAUGAGGCACUUGGCAGACUAGCGAAACGGCUGCGACGUAGAAUCAUGGUAGUUUGAGCAGUAUGUUUCUACCGUAGACACUAACGAUAGGUUGAAACUGACAACCUCGGAUUUGGAAAACGUCAAGUGGUUUUGUCGCCAGAACAUGGGUUCUAUUAAUCACUUCAGCUCAGUGCUUUCGACGUCCUAUGAACAGAUCGCGACUAACAACAAAAAGUAUAGCAUUAAACAUAUAGACUCGUUAGUUUUGAGCACAUUAGUCGACCCUUAAUUAGUAACACGGAGAUAUUUUUUGGUUAAUUGUCUUUCCUGUGUUGUCAAUGUGUAAAAAAAAUGCAAAAUGCCUGCUGGCGUUUUGUGAAGAUUACACGGUUAUUUCGCCGUAGCUGAUGGAUUUUAGCUCGGAUUUCAUAUCAACUUUCCGACCGUGUCUGAAAAGGUCAGUUCUGAAGGAUUUAUUCCAAGUUAACGCAUUAGUUUCCUUGGAAAGUAAACAAGGCAAAGUAAAACUGGAGUUUAUAUACGGGGAAAUACACGGGGAAGGCCGGAGGCCCCAAUGAUGAGCCGAACUCCUUGUACGUUCGUCGGGGAGCGAAACAAGAUCGGCGAAACCCCGGUGCCUGCGCUUUUAACUAACAUCUGUGUUUCCAGAAUGGUAAAUAAUUACACAGUUUAGUGGGAUUAUUAGCUGUUCAGAACGGCUGUUUAUAACACUGAGAAAACCUUUGGUACAUUACGCGAAAUUUGCCGUCCAACAACCAGGAGUUAAGGCAAAUAUGUCAGAAUAAGGUCAUCCCAGGUUCUCAUAUUGUUGUUGUUAUCUAUAUUAUUGUCUUUACUUUCCCGGCUAAAUUAAACUGCGCAAUCAUUCAUUAUCCAAUCAUCUAGGUAAUAUUUGCUACAAUAAACAUAUUUUAUUUUAAAUUUUAGGCCGCCUACCCACGCCAGGAGUACGGAACCUAUCUCAGCAAAGACCCCGUCCCUCCACCUCCGUACGAACUUGCGACAAAACAAUAAAUAAUUGGGAACGUUUAUUCUAUUUAAACUGAAGAAUUUAAGUAACGGCAUAACCUUUUGGAAAGCAAAUAUAAAUAUGCUAGUUGUUUUCAUAAUCGUGGCGACUGUGGGGCAUUUACUUAGUCGUAUCAAAACCUACAAUGGUCAUUUCAUAUUUUCCAGCAGAAAACCAGGCUGUGGUAUCAGGCACACGGAUCUUCUCUUUGUCAGAUAAAUUAUCUUUACGAAAUUUCCCGAUGCGGAAAAGUGGACAAUCACUCAGUGUACAAUGGUCUACGACAUUGCUUCUGUGUUAAGUAUAUCUUCUUUUCUAGUUUUUAAGACGGCGGAUCCACAACGAACCGUCUGAUCAAUCGUAGUGAGGAAUUUUUGAGUUAACAUUAAAAAAACACCUCGAAAAUCUGCAUGAGUACGCCUCCGAAAUCGUCACUUUUUCUAAGCUUGUAGUCUGGAAUGCAACCAGGUUGAUGGGCGUAAAAUAAAGGGAGCGUUAUGUCACUAGUUCCUGGAUUUUGAGAUUAGAAUGAUAUCCAUAUUUUUAUAUGAAUUCAGUAAUGAUCGGUCGACAUUUGCAUUUCUGGAAACCGCGAUAAAAUAUCCGUCAUAUCGAGGUUUUUAUGCAGGUAUGUACACGUUUGCGUGGUGGCAUAUAUUUGUGCGGUAAUAAAUGCGAUCGCUCAGUUACUAAGUGGAAAUCAGCAGAUCCAAUUAUGCGUUUUCUCGGCAUUUCAUUAUAUCUUUAAAAGCUUCAGCGAACGUUCGAUGAAAAGAAUAUGAAUAAAGCAUUGUCUCAGUAUCGAUCGUUGCUAUCGGGUUUGACUGCUAUUCGACAGCAAGGAUUAACGGGGUUAAGGUCAGGCUUGUCCACAGUUUGCUACAUCUGUUAAGUAGUGAAUAAAAAAGAGUUUUGAUCGUCAUGCUAUGAGGCCAGUUUAUCACGAAACUUAGAAAGGUUUCAGGGCAUAUAAAAGCUCCGAAAUGUCUCUUAGAGCGAGCAUGUUCUUCAAACGCAAGGAAAUGCAGUUAGUAACCGGUUGUAAGAGACGUUAACCGAAAUUCUGAAAUGCGUUGUCGAUUAAGGAAGAUUGCUUACUUGGGGCUGUAAUAGUGAUGAUUGCGCAAUAUAAUCUGAAGAUAUCUUUGUCAGUCUAGGGUACCGGCUUUGAAUAUACUUACUUUUGGCCACCUAGAAACAGCUUUCAGUUAAAAAAUACUAAUUCAGUGGCAUAGUUAUCUCUGCUGACUAUCAGUAGCCCUAUAAAUUCAAUGGAUAUUGUAAAAAAAUACGCAAAUUGUUUUUAACUGUACACAUCUACUAGAAACUCACGUGAUCCUCAAAUUUUAUUCCUGAUGAAAGAGUGUCUUUUGAUUUAGAAAAGUUUAUAAUUAUGAGCUUUUUUUACGACCGUGGCUAAUAUUUAAUGAGAUUGGUCGCUGGCCACGCUUUUGGGGACGAAUGCUGGCCACAAUGUUCCCUGAAAAAUCUCAGUACUUCCCUUAUCUUCGGUCGUGAUGGAUAGUACGCACCCAGCAGUGUUUUCUAGAAGCAUAAAUGGACUAAAAAUUUUGCUUGACUCUAUCCCUGUGUACUGUAAGUUUCAAAAAGGCACCACAUAAACUUAUGUAUAGGGUUUGUUUGCCGUCCAAGCGACCGCUUUUCAUAUAGUUUUACAGGCAAAAUCUAAAUUAAAACUUUUCGGAAAAUGCUUGUAUUCCAAUUUAUGCGUUUUUUCAUUCUUUUACAAUGCCAAAAUCUGAUUAGCAACGAUACCUUAAGGUGCAGGAUUCAAGUUUACACCAGGCUAGUUAAGGAUAAAUUAGAAGGUCCGGUUCUGCUUGCUUACAAUACAUUUUUGCAACGCACGGUAGAAAAUACCGUUGUCGAUUUUGAAGAUUAUCUGUCACAUGAUCAUGAUGAGUGGAACAUUGCGAAAGGCACGUUUACUGAGGUAAGCGGGGUCAGGCAUUUUAUUUAGCUGAAGAAUCUAGCCGAAGACAAAUUUUCAUAUGUUAUUCGCAGUUAUAAGAAACUUUAUCGUUCCAUUAAACCGGUCCAUCAAAACAAACAUUGGCAAAUGACAAACAGCACAUGGUGUAGGGAAAGUGUCCUCAGAAGUUUAAAAAUGUAGGAGGCAUUGUUUUUAAAUUCUUCUUUAUAGUUGUAAGAAAGUAAUUAGCAUUAUUUGGAAAAUAUUUACGGCCCUAUUAUGGAUGUGCACAACAAACAAUCUCGUGGGCAGCUAUUUACUGAAGAAUGAACAACCCAUUUACUAAGACUGUUAACUUCCUUUGUAAACAUAGUCAAACGUCUGGGAUUGGGAAUUUGUUUAUUUGGAAACUGACUAGCUGUUAUUUUCUGUGACAUUUAGAACUGAAUUUUUGGUAUAAGAAAAACUGCCCUGCAAAUUGAAUGAAUGAUAACAAUCAAAAAUAUAUCGUAAAGCGUUUAUUAACACGAGUAUGUUUGCUACGAAGUAUACUUAAACACUGCUAUAGGAGAACCCAUAAAAGCAAAACUUAUCUGUUUUUCUAAAAUGCCGCAGUAAUUUAAAUUUCGCGCGUAAUCUUCGAACGCCGCUCAUUUUCCAUUUGGAAUACGAAGCGUUAAUUUUAUUUGAGCAAAAAAUUUGAGGCAUAAAAUAAGACUAUAAUUACCUAACUGAAACGUCAGAAGGAAAGUCACAUCUUGAGUAUCCGUUGGUUUUCGAUGGGCAGCUUCAUAUCUAUCGGCCGUCCACUAAUAGUUUACUAACACGCCUAUACAUCAUUUUUCGUUCCCAGACGCUCAUUUUUCUCAUAUGAUGACUGCUUGCAUCGGCGUUAUUGUGAAAAUACUUUUUUACAGUUAGAUUCUGAUAAGGCUGGUCUGGACAUGAAAACUACUCACUCACAAAUAAAACGUGUGGAUGAGAUGCUAGGCUUCUGAUCAUUGAGCCCUAGAGCUCUUAUAGGUUUUCGGAUAUGAAAAAUGAUUUAUAUAGUCCAGGCCGCUCUUUACGGGGACUUUUAAACGAUUCCGUAACUUUUUGCUCAUAGAGUGAAUUGGAUCGUCCAGGGUACGUUGUCCCUGCUUCUUAUGUGAAAAUCAACAAUUUCGUAAACCUAUUUGCGAGGAAUAUUAACUUUAAGUGGACCUUCUUCUUUCUCCGCCCAACUUACUACUUCCGGAGGCCAUUGUCUCAGGAAUUAAAAUGUGACUACUACGAUAAUAGGCGCGCGCUAGACAUCACAGUCAUUAGAUCACGUCCUGAUUAAUAGAAGACCUAGAAAACCACUAGGAAGCGUUUAUUUUUUGCCAAGAAUCCUGAAAGCAAUUUGAAUCCUCGUUUCCCAGGUUUAGUCAUAGGCGAACAUUCCAAUGCAAGGGUCCGAACGACAGAGAAUCACGUGACAGCAAAUUGGCGUCCGCACAGUCAGCUGAUUGGGUGAUUUCGACAUCUGUGAUAGUCUGCGACUGGCUGUCCUCGGAGCUGAAUGUCCGCGGGCUCCAUCCACUGGAAAGCGGUGGCCGCCUGAUUGCCCCUACGACGUGUGCGUGUGAGCUGUCUGAGCUCCCGUCUCUAGAGCGGGUCAGUCAAUCUGAAUUGCUGGUGACCCGGUCAGAGAAGUAGUUCUUAUAGUACAUCUAUCGGUUCUCCUAAUGGUCCUUGAUUCUGACAAGGAUGGAGUUCGUGAAAUCACCGAGAAAGUAGAGCUCAGGGACUUCUGUAAUACGAGAAGGAUGUAAAUAUUAGAUUUUUUCCGUAGGGCAUAUAGACUCGGCAAUCAAUGGAGUGUACGAAGGGCAUUAGAAAAACUCGCAUUUCUGCCAUAUGCUUGUUUUACCACUCAAACUAGGUGCCGGAACUGACCAUGAUAUUUGAAAGAUACGAGCAAGGGGAUGCAGACCGGCGACAAAUAGGUAAUUCAAAGUUAUCGGCUAAAUAAGGCCGGGUUGACUAGGACAGCAUUCGAUAUGCAAACCUGAGCCUAAGCCCGACCCAAAACCUUUCUCUAGCCGUAUCAUUUAACCUAUCCCUAAUCUUAGACCUAACCUUAACCUUAAAUUUGAGCACUUCCUUAAGCAUGACGAGAAAUAUAUUCCUAAGUUAAUCAUAACAUACUUAAACCAAAUAAGUAGACAUGUUGUACUAAUGAAAGUACGGCACUCGUAAUCAAUCGUUUCCCUGUUUGUUUCGAAAUUCUUUACGCAAUUGGGUUAUUUUCUUUGCCAGGGGUGUUGUCAAAAACAUGGAAUUAAACAACACUUUUAUCUACUUUCUGUUCGCCGAGGCCAUCAUUUGUAUCCCAAAAACUGUGUGACGACAUUUUCGUUGAAGUGAUUUUAAUAAACUAACACAAAAUUUCGUAGUGAUUGGAUAGCUUAGCCGUUCAUGUCCACUUUGGAACUUAGCGGUAGGUCAAAUUUAUAAAUUAUUAACAAGCUGUGCAAACUAGGCUUUCUGGAUCCCACAAGUUCACAUUCACCCAGGAUAUGACAGAUCGGCAGCUGACGUCCCAUGUCGUCACAUUGACAUCGUUUCGAGGAUUCAACCAUGUUCAUAUUAACUUAACAUCCGCAAAUCCCUUUUAUGAUUUUGAGAUUACAAAAGAAAGAUUUCCGUGUUUGAGUCCACAUUUAGUGAGACAAAAGUUGAAUAGGAACGAAAGCAAACUCUGGCAAAUGGACAUUUUUUCACUUUAACUGCGACAAACAGAUAAAAUAGUUUGCUAUAUGCCUAGAAAAGUUAAUAAUAAUUCCAGAUCACGUUAGUAGUGCCGAUAAUUGUUUUGCCUUACAAUUAUGAUAAUUUACUGUUAUGUAAUUGACAUGUGGUUGGCAAAAUCAACAUAUUGCUCUCAUUCCAACUCUCAGACUGCCCCAGCUAAAAUCAUGAAGCUUUGACGUUAUCAACCCUUAAUUAGCUGAACUCAGCUGUUGCUCUUCUGCCGUAGCUUGGUAAGAUUUCUGAACAGGUCUGACGAUAAAUAGUCAAAAAGCAACGUCCGCCGAAUUUGACUGCUGCAUUUUGAACUGUGUCAUCGAUGAGAUACGAGUACAUACGCGUCAUAUUUAAACCUUGAAGUCGGUUCUGUGUGUUUGUAUAAAGUGGUCAUUUAUGGACUGUGACUCAGGCUUAGGCGUCCCUUCUAGAUACAACAGUUCGACUGUCGACUCCGACGACUUACACCGUGUGUCUCAAAACGGGUUUCACGUAGAGAGAUGAUUUGAACGUGAACUAAUUUACGGUAUGAGUAGACUUACGAAGCAUCUAUCGUAUUCUUUUUUUCUCUCCCACCUGGGUCCGGUGUCAUGACAGAUUCAAAAUGACUGAAGAUGGAAGAGGGUAUGGGUGGCUGGCGCGACGUGAACCCUGCAGCUGGGCACGUCACCACCAGGCCUCUUGGUCUUCGCACAAAUUACAGGACUUUGCUUAACGAAAAGUGUGGGUGCAACUCAGACCCUAGCUAGGUGGAAGUGCCGUCAAGGGCACAUGAAAAAGGGGACCAUCGUAGUUUGGCUGUCAGUCUUACAGUCGGCCAUUCCACACAAACACACAGUGAGUUUACUGCGAGGCCUGAGUUGGCAACAUCCCAUGCCUCAGUUUUUUAGUGCACUCUGAUACCCUCAAAGUCAUCAAAUUGUUUAUGGUGACGGAGAUGCGUUGAGAGUCGAACUUACUCCCUAUUCUACCUCCCGUACACCAUUUUUCUGUCCAAGCCGGUCAGUCAACAGAUUCUGAGAUCGGGAGCGGUGGCGGACGGAGCUAAAACAGCUCAUCUGUAUGUGCCAAAUACGCGAUCAGCCCUCCCCCCCCGUAACACGCCAAGAUUUCACAAAAUGUCCUCGGCGGCACUCUGAUGUCCGUGAGACCCGAGCCGUUGACCCACUUUGCGCGAAAACGCAGUGUGCUGCGCUGGGAGUCAGAUCAAGCGCGGCACGAGCAGACGCAUUCUCUAGCUCUGACAGUUGCUUGCGCCCAAAUCCCGUACCAGAAGACUCGGUUCGGACUGCAGUCUGGUGAUAACAGAGGGAAUAUUGAGAGGGAGAGACGACUCUGGGGACUCUUUCCCAUGGAAGUUUGUCCAUAUUCCUCUUUAUAGAUCAUCUUAUGAGAUUUCAAACUACUAUGAUGCGCCAAAAACCAUAGCUUGGAAGAUGGCCAACUAAUGGAAUAACUCUGUGGCUGUAUCUGAAUAUGGCUUCUCUCACAGUUUGGAUCGAAACCGCUCUACCCUUUUCCUUGUUACGUAAAAUCUUCGUCCGUCGAGUGCAGACCAGGCCUUGUCAGCAAAUGCGCCUGAUUCCGCCUCCCCGUAAUCCGUCUUCAUACAGUUCUUGCACCCACUGUGCUGUGCGGCACACAACGGACAUCCUCCCUCGCGAUUUUCAAACGGACACAUGAAGAGUUAUGAAUUCGCGCUUUUUUCCAUUUUGAUUUUCUACUUUUCCUGUGGUUCAUUUGAUCUGAUGUAAAAGGAUGCAGAAUAACGCAAAAGUCGCCAGUUCAGAAACGAUAGGCGUGUAAAGGCAACUUGAAUGACCUAUCGAAUGGUCAUAAUAGCGAAAUCAAAUUGUCACUUGAAAUUCCGGUUUUACUGUUUGGUUUUUUCGACAAAAUCGGGUUCUUAACUGAGUUUAAGAGCAAUGUAAUGGAAAAGGACCUCGCUUUCGAAUCCAUACUCCAAUAUUUGAUGUGAAUGGUCGAUGAAAAAAAUGCUUUUGUUUAUUAUAAGUCUUCGCAUUUGAUUACCCAAGAGAGAGACUAAAGAUUGUAGGCGACGUUGUGGACAGUUAACUUAACCGAUUUCAUCUGAGCAGUGGUUGAACCUGAUUUGCACUGUCUUCAGUCAUAAUUGGUCAAUUUUGCCCCAGUCUAACUGAAGCACAAUGGCCUAGCUCAAAUAUAGACGUCGACAAAUGCACAGAACGAUAUAUUAGAGCUCCAGUUUACCACUCUGAGUCAUUGCUGCGGACGAUCACACUCAAAUAGCUUGUAAGCAUUUACCUUGAGUAAAAAAUGAGAUCUUUUAAAUACAACUGACCGUAUGAAUUUCGUGCAUAAAAUAUAUUGAUAUUUUUUUUAACAAAUUCAAUUACUCGAGGUGACAGUUCAAAUCGUACUAACACAUCAUUUCACUUACUAGGGACUAAAAGAUCAUAAGUUUUAAUUCAUGCUUUUUGACCAAAAGCAGUAACAACCAAAAUUUGACAGGGGUCCUCCAAGCGGUUCACUUACCGCAACCAUGUUAACUUCCUAUAAACGGAACCCCAUCCGUACUGAGCACUUGAAAUUAUCAACCAAAUAUUGUCCUCAGUCCUGCACUGCAGCACACGGCCGUCCUUUCCGUUUAAUGCGUAGGUUGGAUAUAAUACCUGGCAAACAAUAGUCGCAAGUUUUUUUGUUAUUCUCAACACAAACAAAUUUGCCCCAUUGAGCUCAGUCAAAGGCAAUCACAAAUGACCUGCUCUUCCGCGAAGCCAACUUCCUCCCGCUGAUAAAUAUUCAUUGGUCGUCAACGACGCACAGCAUAACAUUUCUUUAUUGUUCCCGUGGAUAAACCCUUCAGCAUUCCGUACUAUAGCUUCUGUGUUCCGAAAUUUAAGAUGUUCUGCAGUGACCGACUUUCUAUUUUCUAUAUGAAUGACACUUAUGAGAAGAUGCGCAUUACAAAAGGAAAAUGGGCAGGAAGAUCAAGACCAGACUUAAAGGUGAUGUCAAACGCUGAUGCACUCCACUAACUGACCUACUAAAAACAUAUUUAAUUUCAAAUAACCACCGGCAAACAGAAGUUGGGAAAGUGAAAAUUUUCUGUGCCUCCGCCCGCAGUAGAGGACCGUAGUGUACGCUGAUGACGAAAUGCCUGCCUUUAAUUCCCAAUCAGGUUUCCCCUUCAGAGUACAUGAGUCCUAUUUGAUGGCGAAGCUAUUGUCUGCCUGGAACAUCCUGUUGCGGUUCCGACAUAUUUUUGUUGGUAAGGCCAACCUUUCAUACUUUAGUCUGCAGUCUGCCAGCGACGUUUCCUGUAUGCCCACCUUUUGUUAUUUUGCUAGCUUGUAUUUACUCCUGUCAAUUGGGUGUUGUAUCGUUAGUGCACGGUGAUAAAAUGUAUGUCGGAAAUGAAACUCUGUGUCCCCCCAGAAAAAUUAUACAAACCAAAAACAAAGAAAUGCUCAUAAUUUAGGAACGUUAUAAAACAAAGCGAUCUCUUAUUCAACUGCAUGCAACCGCUGCACAUUAAUACAGUAGGUGAGAUAACUUAUGAAAUGUCAACCGAAAUUCUGAGAUACUUUUUCGUUUCGAAAAGGUUAAUAAGGUGGGGUUGAAAAAUUAACUGCCACGCAGCAAAGUUGUGUAACAAUUCAGUUGCCUUCCGAUACCGGUUUUCAAAAGAACCUAAUUUCCGCUGCAUGCCAAAACUAUACUCUGCAAAAAUGACUAUUAAGUGGCAUGCAUUUUUAUCAUUGAUUACCGAUGCUCUUAAAACCCCAAUUAUUAUUAUGGAUUACAUGCAUAAAAACAUUCAUUCUUUUCCUUAUUCGAUAGAAAAUUACCUUAUCUAAUUCUAUACUAGGCCGAAGGGCAUAUAUCGGUUUUCAUAAACUUUUCCGAUUCCGGAAUAAUUUUGAACCCCACCUGCUUUAAAACUUGCAUUCAGGCUUCCCAAAAUACAUGCCUUAUGCCUUCCGAAUACGGAAAACCAUACAUUUCUCUACAGUAUUUAGAAGAGACUAUAUGCGAUUCACAGAAUUAAGCAUUGGAUUCGAACCGUAUAGUUAACCUUACAAGCCACAUUGGUAAACGCAGAGACAUGACGUUUUACGAACGAUCAUUUCACGAUUCAAAAAAUCGAGCAGCGACUGCUAUUGGUACUUACUGUUUCAAAGGCAAAAAAUCAUGCCUGAGAGAAGGCAAAAACUCAAAAAUGAAGGACGUCUGUCUAUUUAAUGCCCCUUAUUCUGCUGCUGUCUCUAAUGAUGGAUUCAAGUGAGAAUCCGAAACGUCAGGCGAAUAAAGGCCUUGUUCCAGCGAUCGCUUCUUCUUCUGAUCAACUAGUUCCUGGAACUCGCAUCUUUGCUUGUAUUGGUAAAGAGGUUAACAUCACUGGUUCUAUACUCGGAGAAAAUUGGGUCAAGUUGUGUGAGUUGGCGCCUGUGAUAAACAACAGGCGAGGUGGAGGGACAAUAGCAUGAGGAAUCGCGUGAAUGUCUGGGUAGUGAAAAAUGUUUCUCCCCCCCCCCCGAACGGGCCACGCCGAAGAUACGCUGGACCAACACGCAGGCCAUAUUGAAUUCUGGCAGGGGUUACCGGAAUGCGCAUCAUAAAAAAUGCCAACAUUGGGGGGAGUGGUGGCAGGCCUAUUUGCCGACUGACGCUGCGCACAUUGGCAUUCCUACCGCUCCCACACUUUUGUUGUUGGUUAAAACCCUGAUCAAGUUGUGUAGACCAAACGGGUGUGCAGUGAAGCGCCGAGGUGUGGGCUAGCCCCGCCGUCCACCUGUGCCCUCCCCAGCCUUCGGUCUUCUUGACUCUGUCUUGACACCGAUGGAGAUCGUCGGGCACGACAGUCCAGCUCGCAUAGCGAAGAAUGUUCUUGAUGAACUGCUUUUCUUUCAUGCCCGGCGCAUUCCUCUUUAGGCGGCAGCUGUCUGGUAAUUCCCGCUGUAGUCCGUUUUUCUAUUUUAUAAUUAGGUCCCCAUUUUAGUACCGCUCUUUUAAGCUGUAGACGGUCUUGUUAACGGAACACCUGCACGACGGUGGGCUGAGCUUACAUCAGAAUGUAACGUGCCUGUAACUUUCAGAACAUCGUCUGGCACGGUCGAGGUGAUUUUAUUAUCCCCGACAGUUUGACCGCCCAUUUUGGUGAUGUUAUUUUGCUGAACAUGAUUCCUCUUCUUCUGAAUUGAUUCCACAGCUUGCAUCUUGCCUAUCUUUUCCUCUGUGCUAGGAAUACAAUCCUUUUGAUGACUAGAAAAAGGCUCCGAGUGAAUCGAUCAUGAUUUGGGCCAUACGUCUGCCCAGACGGAUUUUCCUUUUGUGUAAAAGGUUCCCUAAGUCUAGCGAAAGCGCAUUGUAUAUAAGAAGGGGCAUCAAACUGAAGCCAGAACUCACAUGCGUUAAAUGACCCGAUGGAUACACGGGUUGCGUCAAACGCCACUUACCUUUUGGUUCAUAACUCCUCGCAAAAUAACAUUCGAGAUCUUGUAGGGUUGAGCGUUUUUUUAAUGACGCAAACAGCUGCGCGGCCGUUUUUGUCCUUUAUUUAAAAAAGCCGAAGAAACACAUUACAGUCGUUCGUGUUUCAUUUCGUUCGAAACAGAGAAUUUCAUAAUGACCGGGAAAUUAGACGCAGACAUUCAUUUGAAGCUCGUGUGUUUACUGCAAAAUAUUGAAAUUUCCAGCUCGCACACAAAUGCCUUCGACAGAAAAUCAAUGAAAAUGAGCCGUAAAAAAUCCGACUAAGGAGGUCAUACACCUGAUCGAUGUGCCGAUGGGACAAUGGCUGGUAUUAACAUUCACAGAACUUUCUACUACGAUCCCGCAGACUCACCGUUAAAACAGAUUUGAACUUGCUUUCCUGAGAUUAGUCUGAAGUGAUCUCUGAACGGAGAUUGUAACUUUUUACUGAACCACGAAGUACAUGUAGGCCAAAUGAAACAUGAGUUAUUAAUUCGCAUAGUCUGACUUGCCUGGGUUUGGCGACUACAAAAACCAAGAUGACUUAAUCUUUCUGGCGGUAAAAUUUCUGAUAAAAUAAACCUUUCCAGUGAUUAUCCCGAAAAGGGAUCGUGCCAUUAAAAUUUUAAACCAUUCUAAGUAGUAUAUCUUGGCUCAAAAUCUUUAAAAUAACGUACGUAUAGGAUACUCUCGAAGACAUGAGACUCGAUUUUCGGUUGAUUUGCACCGUCCCUGUCUUAAAAAGAGUUUAAAUAAAUUUUUCUCUCUUUGCCAGCAAGUGAUGUUUACAAAAGUUUGAGGGACUGAAAAGGAGCAUCGACUACUUGGGUUCUCCUGUCGGGCACAGCUGACAAUUAAUAAAACUUGGUUGGUGGUUUAAACAUUUUCAAAAGCAAGUAACAGAGUCCGCACGAUAGCGUGUUUCUUGAAUUGCUGAAGAACUCAAUUUCAUCGGAUUUUUAAUUCAUGGUUGUGGCAUGGCUGACUUAGACACGCAGCUGAAUCAACCCUGUCGAUUUGUUAUUCCCUUCAUUAUUGUGCAUAUUAACACUCUUUUAUUAGGCCAUUUGAACUCAAAUACAUCCCAGUGCUACUGCAUAAAUGCCUGUAGCAUAUGGAAGCAGAAGAAACUCAAAAAUCUGAAAGUCAUUUUUUCUGAGAAGGAAUUGAAACAAACUGAAUUAAAUUUCCGCCAUGCGCGCGGACCGUAAGAAAUCGCAAGCUGGCAUGCCAGAUGCGUAAAGUGCCCUCCAAUUUUUUCUUUUCCGAAGUGGUUUUCAUGGUGUGUCUGCAUACACUAUACGGUUAUCACCCUGUAUCAUUCAUGCUGACUGUUAUUUCCCCUAGUUCAGCAUAAUUGCUGGUUUAUAUUUCAACUAGUGGACAAAAGUAAUGCGCCACGCAUUUGGUUAUCAAUGAACCUGACAUUAUCCACUACGUUUUUUGAUACAGUAAAUACCGAGGAACCGUCAGGUAUGAAUGAUCACCGUAAGACGGAAUGAUAAUAAACACGUGCAUGUGUUGGACCCGGGGUCAGAAAUAUCGAGAGCUUAUGGGGUGUUCUGCGUUCAUCUCUGUAUAGACUGCAAAAAAGCACUUUCGUCCAGUUUUAAGUGACAUGCAUGAUUUCCUUCAGAUACUGACGGUUGGCAGUGAAAGUUUAGCAUGUCAUGGAAUUGAAUUAAGAGCAACAAUAAAUAGUUAAUAAACACACGUCAAAAUGUCUAUUGGCCGGCGUGACAUAUCCGAUUUAAGGCAUCCAGCAAAGGAGUAAGAGCGGUCAACGUCACAAGUCUCUAUCUCCGGAGGCAUUUGCUGGCGGAAUUUCGAUAUUCGCUUUAGUUCAUCAGGCAUCCGGAACUUGUCACGUCAGCGCAAAGUAACUAGCGCUUUUAAUGCAUCUUCAAGGCACAUUCCAGCUCCGUUUACAUCCAGCAGUGGCUGCUUUAAGUAAAUACACGGGUGAUUUUAUUGUCCUUUCCUAUAGAAAGCCGUGCUCACAUCGCGAAAAUGCAACAGAUAAUUUGCAGUUGCGCAUUUCAUCGCGAUCGAUUAACUUUGGUCACACAAAUACCUUUGCUGAGGGACAAAGUCGGUGGAAAAUAUACAGCGGUGUUCCGGUCUUUCAUCAAGAUUUUGAAAGCGUUUUUGUUGUUUACCAUUAUUUGUAAGUCUUGCUCCUUGUCUGUCACAAAGUAAAACGUAAAGGAGACAAGCAUCGUAACGAUAAAGUAAUGCGACUCAGAUCAUGUCAUGUUCGGAAACUAAUGAGUAGGGAAACUGUCAUUCCUUGAUGCCUAUCAAUAUGAAAGUCUCUGACCUAAUAGUAAACAAUUUAAUUUUCAAAUCUUCGUCGAAGAAUGUGUCUCAUUCCCCCUAAACGGAGCACAGGGUACUCAAUCAGCUAGCGAAAUAUUCUAACGGCAAGACUUUUGCCUGACAAUAUAGUGAAACUAAAACCAACCUCUGUGAAGAGUUUUCUCACGAAAUAGAAAUGCCUCGUAUGAAAUAUGAUUUAAAAAUAGGCUAGAUCGCGGUUGGUAGCCAGACCCCGUAUAAAAGGUGGCUGGGGGUUUGUUUACUGGGGCUAUUUUGUGGGGUUUUAUGAUCACAUCUGACCCAUUUGGCUUCCGUUUUAGGUUUGAGGUUAGAAUUAGGGUAGAAGUUAAUGGUUUUCGAUUUUCGAGUUAGGGUAAUGCAUUUAGCCUUAGGUUUUCGGGUUACGGUUAGUGUUUGAGCGUACGAUUAGGUUUCAGUAUUACGGUUAUAUUUUUCAGUUCCGGCCAUGUCUAAGGACUUCGGUUACUUUUACGAUUUCAAUUAGGGUUGUCUUUAAUGUUAACGGUUUACGUUUAAGGUUGAGGUUAGAGUUAAGGUUAGGAUAAGGGCUAAGGUCGCCGUCCGCGUCCCCAUCCCUGGCUACCAACUGCGAUCUAGCCCAAAAAUAUCCCCGUAAUAAAUCAACGGGAGUAUAUUUGCUUUAUAUAUGGAAGCUCCUGUCUGCCUUUACAAUAAUAUAUUGAAACGCUCAAAAACACCAUCAGUGCCAGGUGGAGUUAAAGAAACGAUUGUAGUGGUAACAUCAGAUAUUCUGGAUCAGCACUUGUAAUCUACAACCAGCGGCCCGCCUAAAGAUAGGCCAGUCUGUGCAGAUGCGGAAUAUAUGUCUUUUAAAUUCGUCAGUACCAAUGACAAGUGCAUUUUAAAAUAAGCCCGUGCGUAUGUAGACAUUCAAGUUUAAUGAGGAUAAACAGGUGAACUUCCGGCUAAUAACUGCUCUUGUAACUACGACAGAAAAUUAGAGAAACUGCGAGUUGUCUCUAUGAGCUGUUUCGUCAUCCUCUUGCCUUACUUGCAGAUUGGGGCACUAG